Messenger RNA from Rhineura floridana, 5165 nucleotides. RefSeq names its product zinc finger protein 883-like. The transcript is spliced from 5 exons. Gene Ontology annotation, biological process: negative regulation of transcription by RNA polymerase II. Bases 1 to 2166 code for a protein of 721 amino acids. Lineage: Eukaryota; Metazoa; Chordata; Lepidosauria; Squamata; Rhineuridae. Gene Ontology annotation, molecular function: DNA-binding transcription repressor activity, RNA polymerase II-specific. The record is from RefSeq and is a predicted model, not a curated record.
AUGAGGUUGAGGACUCUGCUGCUGCCCCUCCAAGGACUUAUGCACAUGUGUACAAAGCUGGGGGCCACACGCGAGAAUUACUGCAUGCACGGGUUACACGUGAGAAUUCUCACCCGCAGCUCCUUCGCUGUUUUUUCCCCUUAUGUUGCAGAUGAAGAAAUAGAGAUCAAGUUCUGCUCCUGGAAUUCAGCUAAAGCGGAAGGUGAGAGCGCCAACGAGGGACUUCCUCUUCCUGCCCCGCCUCUCUGUGAGAAAUGCAGGGUGGAAGCGCGGAGCCCCUCUUCGUGCGCAGCGGUGUUGGAGUGCCGGGUUGCACGGGGGGAGCCUCGGAUGAAAGGAUACAUCUGGGGGGUCAAGGCUGAGGGAGAACCAUCUGAAGUAUCACUGGGAAAAGCUGAGGAGCAGGUGCAGGAGCAGAAACUGAGGAGGCAAGAUGGAGCAAAGAGACAAGAGGAGAGACAGACUCACACAGGGGACAAACCCCAUAAAUGCUUGGAGUGUGGAAAGAGCUUCAGUCAGAGUGGCCACCUGACUUCGCAUCAAAGAACUCACACAGGGGACAAACCUUAUAAAUGUUUUGAGUGUGGAAAGAGCUUCAGUCAGAGUGGCGACCUUACUUUGCAUCACAGAACUCACACAGGAGACAAACCUUAUACAUGCUUGGAGUGUGGAAAGAGCUUCAGUCGGAGUGGCCACCUUACUUUGCAUCAAAGAACUCACACAGGAGACAAACCUUAUAAAUGUUUUGAGUGUGGAAAGAGCUUCAGUCAGAGUGGCGACCUUACUUUGCAUCACAGAACUCACACAGGAGACAAACCUUAUAAAUGCUUGAAGUGUGGAAAGACCUUCAGUUGGAGUAGCACCCUUACUUUGCAUCACAGUACUUACACAGGGGAGAAACCUUAUACAUGCUUGGAGUGUGGAAAGAGCUUCAGUCGGAGUGGCCACCUUACUUUGCAUCAAACAACUCACACAGGGGACAAACCUUAUAAAUGUUUCGAGUGUGGAAAGAGCUUCAAACUCAGUGGCACCCUUACUUCGCAUCAAAGAACUCACACAGGGGACAAACCUUAUAAAUGUUUCGAGUGUGGAAAGAGCUUUAAGUGGAGUAGUGCCCUUACAGUACAUCAGAGUACUCACACAGGGGACAAACCUUAUACAUGCUUGGAAUGUGGAAAGAGCUUCAGUCAGAGUGGCACCCUUACUUCGCAUCAAAGAACUCACACAGGGGACAAACCUUAUAAAUGUUUCGAGUGUGGAAAGAGCUUUAAGUGGAGUAGUACCCUUACGGUACAUCAAAGAACUCACACAGGGGACAAACCUUAUACAUGCUUGGAGUGUGGAAAGAGCUUCAGUCAGAGUGGCCACCUUACUUCGCAUCAAAGAACUCACACAGGAGACAAACCUUAUACAUGCUUGGAGUGUGGAAAGAGCUUCAGUCGGAGUAGCCACCUUACUUCGCAUCAAAGAACUCACACAGGGGACAAACCUUAUACAUGCUUGGAGUGUGGAAAGAGCUUCAGUCACAGUGGCGACCUUACUUCGCAUCAAAGAAAUCACACAGGGGACAAACCUUAUACAUGCUUGGAGUGUGGAAAGAGCUUCAGUCACAGUGGCGAACUUACUUCGCAUCAAAGAACUCACACAGGGGACAAACCUUAUACAUGCUUGGAGUGUGGAAAGAGCUUCAGUCACAGUGGCCACCUUACUUCGCAUCAAAGAACUCACACAGGGGACAAACCUUAUACAUGCUUGGAGUGUGGAAAGAGCUUCAGUCAGAGUGGCCACCUUACUUCGCAUCAAAGAACUCACACAGGGGACAAACCUUAUAAAUGUUUCAAGUGUGGAAAGAGCUUUAAGUGGAGUAGCGCCCUUACGGUACAUCAAAGAACUCACACAGGAGACAAACCUUAUAGCUGUUUCGAGUGUGGAAAGAGCUUCAGUCACAGUAGCCACCUUACUUUGCAUCAAAGAACUCACACAGGGGACAAACCUUAUAAAUGUUUCCAGUGUGGAAAGAGCUUCAAGUGGAGUAAUGCCCUUAGGGUACAUCAAAGAACUCACACAGGAGACAAACCUUAUACAUGCUUGGAGUGUGGAAAGAGCUUCAAGUGGAGUAACACCCUUACUUUGCAUCACAAAACUCACACAGGAGACAAACCUUAAAAUGCUUGGAGUGUGGAAGGAGCUUAAGCAGAGUUCAACUGUUUCUGUGCAUCAAAGGAUCCACACAGGGAAGCAAGGCUACCAACAGGAUUUUCUGGGCUCAGUACUCUAUGCAGAUUGGGCCCUCUGCUGCUCUCCUCAAAGACACAAAUUUGCAUAAAAUGUGCAUACGCUUCAUGUCAAAUGCACAUUCCUAGCCUCUUUUGCAGAUGUGAGUGGAGGACGUAAAAUAAUCCAGUGGGAACACUCAAAUAACAGCUGGUAUAGCAUAGUGGGGCGGAGAGCCUGGCUGGGAGUCCAGAGUCUGUGAAUUCAAAUCCCCGCUUGUGUCUCCUGGGUGUCAAGGACCAGCUAAAGAUCAACCCACAGGGAGUGGCUCAGGGGUUAUGUGCCCUGCCACCUGUGCAGCCGUGGGCAAGCUGCAUAGUCCCACGGAGCCCAGUUGCCCCCCAGCUGGCAGUUGUGGACAAGGAAGGGGCUGGCUUGUGCAGUGGGGAGGACUAUCCUCAGAGGGAGGCAAUGGUAAACCCUCUCUGAAUACCGCUUAUCAUGAAAACCCUAUUCAUGGGGUCGCCAUAAGUUGGGAUCGACUAGGAGGCAGUCCAUUUCCAUUUCAACAUUCAAAUAAUAAGAUAUCCAACAGAAAGAAUAUCAACAGGUGAAGCUUUCUCCAUAAUUCUAUACUAUAAAAAGGCAGGUAUUAAUCCGCCUGCCACAUUAUUAUAUAGCCAUGAGAGUGGCUGUAUACUAUAGCCAGCAUGGAUUUUUCGCAUUCCGCAAUGAUAAAUUGAAAAUACCCCCCACGUCAUUCUGAUGCUUCCCAUCAGUUCAUUUCAAAACAAAACCUUACAUAACUUAUAGUCCUGAACUCAGAAACGCUUGCUUAACAACCCUUUAAGUUUUCAUGGCAAUACACAAAACAGUCAGAGAAUCAAGAGUUCAAAAUAUAAAAUGAGGAAAAAAACAGACCUGGACUUUUUUCUGUCAGAGAUCUCAUAAUUUUAUGACAUUAAUUAAAAAUCAGCCAUGUUCACAGAGUACCUAUAAUCCUUUUACUGACCUUGCCCCAUUCUCUGAACUUCAUCUUCUGCAGUUUUAAAAAUAAAAUGCCUGGAUGAUUUUUUAAUUAAUCUAAGAAAUUUUACAUUGAACUGAAUGAUAAUGUCGGGCAUGCUCAGUAAGAACCAGCUGUCAGUGUUCUAACAGCCAGACUCGCAGCUGAAACGUUUUUAAAGAUGUUUUGUUAUAAUGUAUUUUAAGUCUGUUUUAUGAUGUUUUAGAGUUUUUGGUGCUUUUGUUUGCUGCCCUGGGCUCAUUCUGGGAGGAAUGGCGGGAUAUAAAUCAAAUAAAUAAAUAAAAAUGGGGGCAGUGUCAGUGAUGUUCUCUACAGUCAAAGGGAUUGGUACAAGGGGAACGCCUCCCUCCCCAUGGACAGGGAGUAGGGAGCAUAUCCAACAGUUACUCACAUUAUAGAUGGAAGCAAUUCUUGUUGGAUUUAAGCAAGCUUGCAUGCCCCCCCCCAUUUCAUAGGGAGAUGCUCCCUCAAACCAGUAUUGGAGAUAUCUCUAUAUGUUUGUUUACCAUGAUGUAACUUCCUCAAAGGGUGGGGUUAUUUAUUUCUUCCUCCUCCUUUGUUAGGGGAUAUUGAUCCUUUUUGCAUGUUCUGUAUUAACCUCUAGCAGAGGGAACAGGCAGACGUUCUUUCCAGGGGCCUCCUCACCAAUGACUGAAAAUGGACUGAGACUACAGAUUAUUUUCUAUCUAAACUAGAGCCUAUGUUUUCUUAAACAUAUGAAGGUUGUGAGUAAAUACUCUUUAUUCUUUUUACCUAAGAAGAUUGUCUCUGUGACUUCUUUGAUUAACUAGUGUGCGUGGGAGGAAGGUGUGGGACUGGUUUAUUCUCAUUCCACUGAACGGAACAGGCAGCAAUGGGCCCUUUAUAAAAGAAAUUGAUGCCAAAAACACUGGGAUGUGUUAAGAGACACUUGAGAACAACAUUUAGGAACAAAAACCAUUCCAAUAGGAUUUUUAUUAAUCCUUUAACAACCAAAAUGCCCUGCAGAACCGAAUGAAACAGCCCAGAACAGCAACUUCCCAGCGAGCCAGACCUCCCAAAUUCACCAGUCCCACAUGACUACAUGGGAUGCAUGCAAUAAGACACAAAACCUCCACGAAACCACGUUCCGAUAUCCGUUCUGGGCUAUAAUACGCCUUUACGUAAAACAGCCUGGAAUGGCGACUUCCCAGUGAGCCAGACCCACCAAAUUCACCAGUCCCACGUGACUACAUGGGAUGCAUGCAAUAAGACACAAAACGUCCACGAAACCACGUUCCGAUACCCGUUCCGGGCUAUAAUACGCUUUUACGUAAAACAGCCUGGAAUGGCAACUUCCCAGCGAGCCAGACCCACCAAAUUCACCAACCACACAUGUUGCUGCCUCUCCUUGUGUUGGGAAAUGGGAGAUAACACAGGAUGACCCAGGAACCUCUGGGGUGAUCAGCAAUACCCUUUCUUGCUGUUUGUAGGUCCACUAAGCAGCACUAUUGGUGCUGCUACCAGGUUGCGAAGGGCUGCUGAAUUGGGGGGAGAGAGAGAGAUUGGAGGGGCAAGUCGGCUGCCUUUUACUCAUGGCCUUUCUGCUGUCGGUAAUGAGAGAAGACACUCCUUGCUGCCACUGAGCCCCCUCCCCAGUGUAGAUAUAGCAUACCUGGGCUGCUGCCUUUUUGGUCUGAAAAAAGAAGGGAUCAUCCUGUCUCUGCAGAGACCAGCAGAUCUUAUAGUGCCCCUAGUGGGAAGAAGAGUAAACUGCAGUUAUUCUCUAGCACCAAAAGCUACCUGUAGUUGCAUUCAAUACUAGUAUAGCUUACUACAAAAACCUUGCUAGGAAAGAAAAACAACAAUGUACUAUAUUGUUUUCACACACAUACCUCAUUAAUCAUUACUAGAGCUGCCAACUAAGUAAUAAUAUUAAUUGGAGCAAUUUGUUUUGCAGUUAAAU